AUGACCAAUAACGUAUUCGUACAUUUUACAUAUGAAGACUGCAUGUAUGGUAUAUCUGUGAAGGCAUCAGUGGAGGAUGUGACGUUGUCAAUGUUACAAGAAAAGAUAUAUAAGAAGCUUGGGUUGGAUGAACGUAAGGAAAAACUGAAAUUGAGCUACAUUCCGAUGGUGAUACGUUGCAAGAAAGCUGUAACUAUUGCUGAUGAUGACGAUCUUUAUGUUUACCUCGGAUGUGUCGAUAAAGAGAACCAAAGAUGUCUUUUGGUUGUGGAGAGUAGUGAAAGGUCGGGAGCGAGACCACAAGAUAAACUUUCGAUAGCGGGUAAAAGUUCUGUUGGUAUGAACUACAACGAUUUGCAGCUAUUGGAACAUGAAGUUGGACCUAAUGCCAUUACAUUGUACGUUGGUGAGAACCAGGGGAAUAACGAGGUGAGUGCUAAAGAGACUGGUACUGGUAUGGAGACUGAUACUGGUAUGGAGACUGAUACGGCUGCGGAGACUGAUACGGCUGCGGAGAGUGAUACAGGUAUGGAGAAUGAUACGGCUGCGGAGACUGAUACAGGUAUGGAGAAUGAUACGGCUGCGGAAACUGAUACUGGUAUGGAGAAUGAUACUGCUGCGGAGAAUGAAACGGCUGCGGAGAAUGAAACGGCUGCGGAGAAUGAAACGGCUGCGGAGACUGAUACCGUACAUCCAACCGCCGAUAAGUAUGUUGAAGAGCCACCUGCAAUAGUACGGAGUAGUUGUAUAGAGGAAUGGGGCGAUGGUUUGAGUCUUAAUAAACAUGACGAAUUUCCAAGUAAGAAGGCAAUUCAGGAGAUGGUGGAUAGAGCUGCAUAUUGUGAAUGUUAUCGUUAUGUCACUAAAAAGUCAGAUCGAAAUCGAUUGGUGAUAACAUGUUCGCAAGCUGACUGCAAAUGGGUAAUACGAGCUUCAAGGAUUGCUGGGACAGAAAUUUUCUCAAUAAAAAGCUACACGAAGAUGCAUACAUGCUCGCGGACACAACAAAGUGACAGCAACGACAAGAGAAGAGCGUCAGCAGAAGUAGUGGCAAGUUUUUUGAAUGAGGAAUUCCCAGGAGAUGUGCAAACUCCAACUCCAAAAGAUAUUAAGGCUCUGGUUAAGUCCAAACUUGGUGUCAUGAUAUCCUACUCCACAGCAUUGCGUGGAAAGAAUUUGGCUUCUUGUGAUACACGUGGUAGUCCGGAAGAUAGCUACAGGAUGAUGUAUAGCUAUUUGUUCAUGUUAGAGAAAAUGAACACGGGAACAAAAACUAGUGUGAAAUUGGAUGACUCAGGUAAAUUCAAGUACCUCUUCAUAGCGUUGGGAGCUUGCAUUGAAGGGUUUGCAGUUAUGAGAAAAGUGAUUGUUGUCGAUGCAACAUGGCUGAAGAACGGAUAUGGGGGUGUUCUAAUUUUUGCCAAAGCUCAAGAUCCUAACCGUCAUUGCUAUCCACUUGCGUUUGCUGUACUUGAUGGAGAGAAUCAUGCUAGUUGGACCUGGUUUUUUGAGAUGCUUAGAAGCGUUAUACCAGACUCUUCUGAACUGGUUUUCAUGAGUGAUAGAAAUCCAAGUCUGAUAUUUGCAAUAGCAAACGUGUACCCUCAGGCUCACCAUGGUCAUUGUUUAUGGCAUUUGAAGGAAAAUGUUAAAGGGCAUGCUUCUAACGUCACCAAAGAUGUAGUCGGGCAUAGAUUCAUGGAGUUGGGAAAGAUGUACACAAUGGCUGAUUUCAAUGCUGCUUACGAAAGAUUUAAGCUAAGGUUCCCUUCAGCUUACACGUAUGUGGAGGAGAAAACUGAAAAAGACAAAUGGGCAAGGGUUUUUUUCCCACGUGACAGGUACAACUUGGACACAAGCAACAGCGUGGAAUCAAUGAACAAAGUGUUUAGAGAGGCAAGGAGGUGGGCCUUGAUACCAAUGCUGGAUUGUAUCAUUAGGACAUUCUCUGAUUGGUUUAAUCAACGUCGGAAGGAUGCUGUUUCACAAUCAUUGGGUACCAUGCUAGUGCCUCUGGUUGAGAACUACUUGCACGAUCUAUGGGUUCUUGCGCGAACGCUACCUGUGCGGGAGCUUAAUAGUUAUGAGCUAGAGUACGAGGUCAAGGAUAGUCAUGGGAAGAUGUUUUUGACGAACUUGAUUGCCAAAACUUGUACUUGCAAGGUGUGGGAUUAUGAAAAGAUUCCUUGUCUGCACGGACUGGCUGCUUAUAUCUAUUACACUAAUGAGGUGGAUAAUGGGGGUGGUAGGAGCCGUGAUAUCAACAUAGUAUAUCAUGAGUUGUGCUCAAAAUACUAUUGGACGGAACUGUGGGCAUUGGCGUAUUGCAGGACAAUUUAUGCUGUGCCAGACAUGUCUGUAUGGGAAGUCCCGGAUCACAUCAGGGAGCUGAAGAUCAUACCUCCGGAUCCUAUCAAGCGGAAGGGAAGGAAAAGAGUUAAUAGACUUCCAUCUGGUGGAGAACGCCGUAGGAGGACACAGAACAAAAAGCGGCCUAGGCAAAAUUUUGGUUUCAAUUGGCUGUUAUUUGGAAAUGGUUCAAGCCCUUCAGAGCAGAACACGGCCUAA
This is a messenger RNA of Brassica rapa (field mustard), 2568 nucleotides long. RefSeq lists its product as uncharacterized. Gene Ontology annotation, molecular function: zinc ion binding. NCBI's taxonomy places the organism in Eukaryota, Viridiplantae, Streptophyta, Magnoliopsida, Brassicales, Brassicaceae. The record is from RefSeq and is a predicted model, not a curated record.